Molecule: messenger RNA, 690 nt
Organism: Malurus melanocephalus (red-backed fairy wren)
Lineage: Eukaryota; Metazoa; Chordata; Aves; Passeriformes; Maluridae
Gene: KCTD9
Product: potassium channel tetramerization domain containing 9
Exons: 5
Biological process (GO): protein homooligomerization
Source: RefSeq, a predicted model, not a curated record
UUUGUGGAACCAGAUGCUUGGGGGAACAAACAAGAUCCCAGAGGAGCUUUCCUCAUCGACCGCAGUCCCGAGUAUUUUGAGCCCAUUUUGAAUUAUUUACGGCACGGACAGCUGAUUGUCAACGAUGGAAUUAAUUUAUUGGGAGUCUUGGAAGAAGCGCGAUUCUUCGGCAUCGACUCCCUCAUCGAGCACCUGGAGGUCGCCAUCAAAACCCCAGAACCAAAUUUCCUUCAACUCUUUAUACCCACACCUUCUUUUCCCUCCUUUUACCAUUUAUUUUGGAAUUUUUUGCCUUUCCAGGGUCUGAAUUUCAGCGGGGCCGACCUGUCCCGUUUGGAUCUUCGUUACAUCAACUUCAAAAUGGCCAAUUUGAGUCGCUGCAACCUCGCCCACGCCAACCUGUGCUGUGCCAACCUGGAGAGGGCCGACCUGUCGGGCUCUGUGCUGGACUGUGCCAACCUGCAGGGGGUGAAGAUGCUCUGCUCCAACGCCGAGGGGGCGUCCCUGAAGGGCUGCAACUUCGAGGACCCCUCGGGCCUCAAAGCCAAUUUGGAAGGUGCCAAUCUGAAGGGGGUGGACAUGGAGGGCAGUCAGAUGACCGGGAUCAACCUGCGCGUGGCCACCCUCAAAAAUGCCAAACUGAAAAACUGCAACCUGCGCGGGGCCACGCUGGCAGGGACCGACCUGGAG